Effrenium voratum is the source of this 910-nucleotide messenger RNA. Lineage: Eukaryota; Dinophyceae; Suessiales; Symbiodiniaceae. The record is from the annotation of a GenBank genome assembly.
GCUGGCUACUUGGCUGGCAUUUCGUGGUACUUGGCCACAUCGACACUCUUUUGAUCCCCGCGCCCCUCACCAUGCCGUUCGGCAUCAACCUUUUUGGCAAGGGACACACGCAAGAAGCACAGCAGGACUCGGCAAAGGAGAUGGUCCGAGAAUGGCAACGCAACCUUCGCUCGGAAGCACGAGGAGUGGACAGGAGCAUCAGGAAAAUCGAGCAAGAAGAGGACAAGAUAAGGAAAGAGGUCAAGGACAUGGCCGCCAAGGGAGGCGACCCAAAGAGCAUCCACAUGCUCGCAAAGUCGCUGGUGAGAUCUGGAAAAGCCAAGGCUCGUUUGUACACCUCCAGAUCCAUCAUGCAAUCAGCUGUGUCGGAGCUUGAAACCACCGCCGCCACCAUGCGCUUGUCUGACUCCAUGAGCAAAUCCGCAGAGGUGAUGAAGCAGAUCAACUCCUUGUCCAAGAUCCCCGAGAUGGAGGAGUCCAUCUCCACCAUGCGGCGGGAGAUGAUGCGCGCUGGCCUGAUAGAGGAGCUGAUGGAUGAAGGAAUGGAAGCGAUGGAUGGGCCGGAGAUGGAGGAGGAGGCUGAAGCAGAAGUUGACAAAGUGCUGGAUGACCUGGCCAUUGACGCCUCGCUGCGAAUGGAAAUCUCCCGGCCCCAGGCUGUGUCUGCUGGAGGGUAUGCUGAACCAGCCGCCGCAGUUGGGCAGCGGCAAGCACAAGCUGUGGCGUCAACGGGCUAGGCAUGCACAUUGGUGCAUAUGCCUCAAACGAGCUCCACUGCCAGUCAAACUGAGCACUGGACAUGUGAGCCGCGAAGGCGGUCGUCACCUAAUCAGCUCAGCGCAGAAGCCUACAGAUACAUGAAGCGCACAUUCAAUCCUAUGGUUUAGGGCCCUUAGGGGCCUCCCAAUCC